Molecule: messenger RNA, 1663 nt
Organism: Sphaerodactylus townsendi
Lineage: Eukaryota; Metazoa; Chordata; Lepidosauria; Squamata; Sphaerodactylidae
Gene: FBXO47
Product: F-box protein 47
Exons: 10
Coding region: 19-1389 (456 amino acids)
Molecular function (GO): protein binding
Source: RefSeq, a predicted model, not a curated record
UUUCCUUUUUCUAGCUUCAUGGGCAGAAAAAGAAAGAUGACGUCUCCUAUAAGAACCAGCUACACCUUGAUUCCCAAACAGAAAUAUCGACGUAGCUGUCGCCUCCACAACAAAUUCAGUAACGGUCUGGACACAGAUUUUCUAUCUCUAUCAACACUUGGGAAUUUUAAAGCACUUCCCGUAGAGAUCUUUCAGAUGGUUUUGGAAUAUCUUCCAGUGAAAGAUAUCAGCAUGCUAAGCAUGGUGUCAAAAACUAUCAGCCGCCGCCUUGUUAAUUACAUCUCAACUCCGACAGGAAAGAAAAGGCUUUUGCCGCAGGACUUCCACCAUCCCGAGGAGUUUUGCUGUAGGAAAGGGUCCUGUAUUCUAAAACACUACACAUCAUUAGGCCUGUUACUAAAAAGAUGUACCUUACUACUGCCCACAAAGGAGAGGCUGAGGUAUAUACACACGAUAUUUUCAGAAAUUUCCUGCUUUAAAAUGAGCGGCUGCUCAGAUCCUCUGCACUGUUCAGGGCUACACUGUUAUGGACUGUUUUUACAGACGUUAACUGGAGGUUGGGAUGAAUUAGAAUGUCAUCGGGUUUACAACUUCCUCUGUGAGCUGAACAGCUUACCCCAGAAAGUGCAGACAGCGGUCAGCAGCAAACCUGGAAGUGCACGAAAACUGGAGCUGAGGAUAAGGGUAUUUUACCGCGACGUCCUGUUAAACCGUUGUGCCCAUUCGAGUGAUUCAGCAUUUUGGCUAACACAAAUUUUAAAGCCGUGGCCAAUAGUCCAUCAAGCCCGGCUACUGUAUAUAAUUUUUGGACCUACCUCUAAUCUGGAUGGUCAUGUAGUUUGGCAGAAAAUGACUGAAGGGUCAACCGAUGAGGCUAGUUUAAAGGAACUGGCAGGUGCUAUUAAAUUACUUGAUGACCUGGAAGCAAAAGAGUGGACAGCGGAUGUUGUCGUCAGCCUAGUGGAUGAACUUUCAGUAGUCCCCCAGGAAUGGCUUCCGGAAAACAGCGUCAGGUUCCUUAUCCUGUGUGGAAACAGUAUCUGCUUCACUUUUAUGGCUAGCAAAGCUGUGAACGGCAGAGUCACAGAUUUGGCAAGUCUGAUGGUUUUCCUGACUUUGGUGUGUGAGAAGGACUUCUAUAGCAUGUACUCGUCCGUAAAAAUAAUGCAGAAAGUCUGUAAGAUUUUCAAGACGUCGGCCGAAAAGAACAACUUCCUCCAAAGCGUAGAGAAUGAAUUCGCACACGCCAUCACGGAUGCCCUGCACUUAGUGAUCUCUGGGAGGCGCGGAGAGGAUAAUAGCAGCUUGCUGAACCUGUUUUAUCUGGUGAAUGCACAAGCAAAUUUUCAUAAGGAAAUCCUUUAUUUGACCAUGAGUGAAAAACCGUAAAAAUUCUUCAGAUCAGAAGUUUUCGGAGAACGCCUUACCAGGAAGCAAUAAAACAAGCAACUUUUUCCUAUUGAUAUUAUUUCCCUUCACAUAUGUGACUGCUGAUAUCCUCGUCUAUUUUCUGAAUUUAUUCUGAAUUUAGUAUGUAAGACCAUAUGCGUUAUAGUUGCAAGACAAGAUAAUCCUGUUUGCAGCAAGUGAAUGCUUUUUUUAAAAGGGCAGAUACAUUUAUUACACGUAUUGAUUAUAUCUGUUGUAAUUUCAGUGGUGGGUG